AUGGGAUCCAAAAGCGAACCUGCCACUUUUCUAGGCUUUUUGGGUGAUCGGGUGCCUCCAGAAGACACCACAAGGGCUUGCGAGAUUAGCCAGCUUGGUGGAAAACCGCGCUGGUUGACCGCAGAGCCGCCGGACACUGCACCCUUCAAAUGCCGGGGAUGUGGAGCGGAUCUCGACCUCGUCUGCCAACUGUCUACACCUUACUCUACGAACUGGCGCUCGCUGUAUCUUUUCGGCUGCCACAGAACGAGCGCGUGCUCUCUCGAUGCAGCCAACUGGGUGGCGCUCCGCGGUGUCGUGGCCCCGCCAUCUGGUGCCGAAUUGCCUGGCAAAGUGGAAAAUGAUGUUCAGAGAAAGAUCGAAAUUCGGAAGUCUUCUGGUCCCGCCUGUGGCGCGGCUCCUGCCUUCGCUGGAUGCGUGUCCAUGUUCGACCCGCCGUCAGGAACAGGAGAAGCAGUCAAUGCGUCGGAUGACUUCUUUCAGUCAAAUGACGACUGGCUGGACGCUGCUUUCUCGGAAACCAGCAACUGGGGACAGAGUUGCAGCAGGGGAACGCUCGUAGGUGGACGCCCGGACCAGACAUCGGGUGUGGAGCAGCGCGAGGUCGGCGACGGCUUCGAAAAGGACAAACGAGAAAGUGUUUUCUUUAACGGAGAAGACCGUAAAAGUUCUGAAGUUGCGUUGCCCGUGUCUGGCGAUGAUGCUCAUGCGUUGCUGAGCCAAUUUUGCGGCGGGGAUCGCUUCGCGAACACCAACGAUCUUGCCAGCGUGAAUACUGUGAAUGCGCCCGCUGGCAGAACCGCCUCAGCUGGCAAGAGCGGUGGAGAUGCAAACCAUACGCAAGAGUCUUGUGAGACUGGGUCCAGCCGUCCUAGCUCUCAAAGUAAAGAUACACCCUUGCUGCCGGCGUUUUUCAUUGAAGUGGAUGAAGAGCCCAUGGAGGAAUCAACUGCGCAAAAACGACUAGACGAACGCGCCCGCGAGUUGUGGAGUGACUAUCAGCGCAGGGACGACGACAAUAGUUUGGCGCAAGAGGACGAAGCAGAUCGAGCCUUUUUCGGCGGCGGAGCAUUUCAAAAUGAGGAGUACGAGGCCGCCGAGGACAAGGUCCUCCAGGCCUUUCAACGGCGGCUAAGCAGAAACCCCCAGCAGAUCAUCCGCUACAGCUUCGGCGGCAAGCCGUUGUGGAUCCGGACAGAUGGCAUUGCUGCGGGAUCUCAGGAGCCGUCCAGAUGCGAACGAUGUGGAGCAAGAAGGGUAUUUGAAAUGCAACUCAUGCCUACCCUCAUCCACACAGUCAAACAAAAGUGCCCGGGAAUUGACAGUACGCUGCUCAAGAACGGUGUUAGCCCGAACUGGGGUACUGUCGUUAUUUUUACAUGCUCGGAAGACUGUGUACGAGAUUGUCCUUAUCAGCGAGAGUUUCUGGUAGUCCAAGAAGGAAUGUGAGAUUCGGGCAAAAAGUAAGGAAAUCUACACAUACUUUUACGAUUGAUGGGUGUUGUUCGAUUUGACAGGACGGGAACCCCUCUUUCUACAGCGAUCCGGCGGCAGAUAUAGUGACUGCCUUUGUAUGUAGCUACUGCGUAUUCUUCAGGCUCCGAUCAAAUUCCAGUGCUGCUCUUGU
Molecule: messenger RNA, 1627 nt
Organism: Toxoplasma gondii ME49
Lineage: Eukaryota; Apicomplexa; Conoidasida; Eucoccidiorida; Sarcocystidae
Product: programmed cell death protein 2, c-terminal domain-containing protein
Exons: 9
Coding region: 1-1449 (482 amino acids)
Cellular component (GO): cytoplasm
Source: RefSeq, a predicted model, not a curated record